This is a messenger RNA of Penicillium taxi, 735 nucleotides long. RefSeq lists its product as uncharacterized. Lineage: Eukaryota; Fungi; Ascomycota; Eurotiomycetes; Eurotiales; Aspergillaceae. The transcript is spliced from 4 exons. The record is from RefSeq and is a predicted model, not a curated record. The coding region runs from base 1 to 735 and encodes 244 amino acids.
AUGAGUUCAUCCUCUUAUUUGAAGGUAUCCCCCACACCGAGCACGUCGGUCCAGGCUCCCUCUAACUCAAACAUCUCCCCUACGCCUAGCUCUUCCGACUGGACUGUCAUUAAAUCAGUAAAUGAUUUCGACACAGUCGAAGCUUUUGAGCAACACUUUUUCAGCUCGCUUUCUGGUAACAACCAGCCCUACCGUUUUGUUUUUACAGAAGUUCCUCACACUUGGGGGCGCCGCGUUUUUAAUGCGGUAGACGAUGAGACUUUUAGAGUCUGUCAAGCCUUCAAUCCGAGCGCUUUCGUUUUGAGUAUCAAAACGAUGCCAAGCUUUGUCCACAAUACAUAUCAGAGUUGGAUCAAGAUGUCCAACUCGCGUUGGGAGCGGAACAAUCUGCUGACCAUCGCCGAGAGUGAUCGCCUGAGUUUCGAAACCGGGACGACACUCAAGUUCGCCAACGGAUCAAUCAAGGAGCCCGAUCUUUUUUUUCAUGAUUCAAAAUGGGCCGCAGCUCCCCACUGUGGCCAUAGAAGUGGGCAAAAGGUUUGUACGCAAACCGAGACCAUUUCCCCUCGUCCAGCAAAUGGACAGAACCAGCAGGUAAUUCUUACUCGUGCUGAGAUUUUCGGACCGGACAUCUUCCCUGGAAGCUUCCCGGAUACGUCGUUUGACCUCCUCCUUGAUCAAUUGCGUGGUCUCGCAGUCGACCGACUCGCCAUUAUGACCGGAACCCCAGCUUAA